UUUCUCUUUCUCUUCUCUCUCCAUCCAACACUCUCACAGCCUCUGUAACCCAAAAACCUUAAACAUAUUACAUUGGAAAUUUGUUCACCUCCUCCUUUCAUUUUGUUAGUUAUUACCUAAUUGUGUUCAUCAUCAUUAAUUGUAAUCAUCAUUAGAAGCAACAAUCAUGGGUAGCGAUAAGAAAGAUGGCAAGAGAGCAAAAAGUCAGAAGAAAAAGGAAUUGGAUGACCUCAAACAAGAGGUGGACAUGGAUGAGCACAAAGUCCCUCUGGAAGAAUUGUAUGCUCGUUUAAAAACCAAUAGUGAAACUGGAUUAACCGUAGCUCAGGCGAAAACAGUACUCGCACGGGAUGGGCCAAACGCCCUGACACCUCCACCAACAACACCAGAAUGGGUUAAAUUUUGUAAACAGCUUUUCGGUGGUUUCGCAUUAUUAUUAUGGAUUGGUGCCGUUCUUUGUUUCUUGGCUUAUUCAAUUCAAGCUUCUAGUUUUGAAGAUCCAUCCCCAGAUAAUCUUUACCUUGGUAUUGUAUUGGCUGUUGUCGUUAUUGUUACCGGAUGUUUCUCUUACUACCAAGAAGCCAAAAGUUCAGCUAUCAUGGAAUCUUUCAAGAGUAUGGUACCUCAAUAUGCUACUGUUAUUCGAGAGGGAAAAAAGAACACAUAUCCAGCUGAAGAAGUUGUAGCCGGUGAUUUGGUUGAGGUUAAAGGUGGAGAUCGAGUUCCAGCUGAUAUGAGAAUAAUUAAAGCUCAUGGAUGUAAGGUUGACAAUUCAUCACUUACCGGAGAAUCUGAACCACAAACUCGAUCUCCAGAACUAACCAAUGAAAAUCCAUUAGAAACUCGUAAUCUCGCCUUCUUCUCAACCAACUGUGUUGAAGGUACUGCCCAAGGUAUUGUUAUAAAUACCGGUGAUCGCACUGUAAUGGGCCGUAUUGCUAAUCUAGCCUCUGGUCUGGAAAUGGGUCAAACUCCCAUUGCCAAAGAAAUUGAACAUUUCAUUCACAUUAUUACCGGAGUUGCUGUUUUCCUUGGAGUCUCUUUCUUCAUAAUUGCUAUUAUAUUAGAUUACAAUUGGCUUGAUGCAGUUAUCUUCUUGAUCGGUAUUAUUGUCGCUAAUGUACCCGAAGGCUUACUCGCCACUGUGACAGUAUGUCUGACCCUCACUGCCAAACGGAUGGCUUCCAAAAACUGUUUAGUCAAAAAUCUUGAAGCUGUUGAAACUCUUGGUUCAACUUCAACCAUUUGUUCAGACAAAACUGGUACACUGACCCAAAAUCGUAUGACCGUUGCCCAUAUGUGGUUCGAUAACCAUAUCAUGGAGGCUGAUACCACAGAGGAUCAAUCCGGUGUUCAAUAUGACAAGACUUCACAUGGAUGGAAAGCAAUGACACGAGUCUGCAUGUUAUGUAGUCGAGCUGAAUUCAAACCUAACAUGGAAAAUGUUCCCAUUCUUAAACGAGAAACAACUGGUGAUGCAUCUGAAUCGGCGAUUCUUAAAUGUAUGGAACUUGCUCAUGGAAAUGUUCCUGGUUAUCGUCAAAAGAAUCCCAAAAUCUGUGAGAUUCCCUUCAACUCAACCAACAAAUAUCAUGUUACCAUUCAUGAAACUGAUGAUCCAAAUGAUCCAAGUUACUUAUUAUGUAUGAAAGGUGCUCCUGAGCGUAUUCUUGACCGUUGUUCCUCCAUCUACAUUGGUGGACAAGAUCGACCAUUAGACGAGGAGAUGAAAGAAGCAUUUAAUUGUGCUUAUCUUGAAUUAGGUGGUUUGGGUGAACGUGUAAUCGGUUUUUGUGACCUUAAACUACCAGCUGAUAAAUAUCCUCCUGGUUAUCCAUUUGAUGCCGAUGAAGGUAAUUUCCCUCUAGAUGGACUUCGUUUCUUAGGUUUGGUUUCCAUGAUUGAUCCUCCACGAGCUGCCGUACCCGAUGCCGUAGCCAAGUGUCGAUCUGCCGGUAUUAAGGUUAUCAUGGUUACAGGUGAUCAUCCAAUCACUGCAAAAGCCAUUGCCAAAGCAGUUGGUAUCAUUUCUGAAGGAAAUGAAACUGUUGAAGAUAUUGCUCAGCGUUUGAAUAUUCCCGUUGAAGAGGUUAACCCAAGAGAUGCCAAGGCCGCUGUUAUUCACGGCGGAGAAUUGAGAGACAUGGAUGUUGUAACUUUAGAUGAAAUUCUCAAGUAUCAUACUGAAAUUGUUUUCGCUCGAACUUCACCUCAACAGAAAUUGAUCAUCGUUGAAGGCUGUCAACGUCAAGGGGCCAUUGUCGCCGUUACCGGUGAUGGUGUUAAUGAUUCACCUGCGCUGAAAAAAGCUGAUAUCGGUGUCGCCAUGGGUAUCGCUGGAUCUGAUGUAUCCAAACAAGCUGCUGAUAUGAUCUUAUUGGAUGAUAAUUUUGCCUCCAUUGUUACCGGUGUUGAAGAGGGUCGAUUGAUUUUCGAUAAUCUUAAAAAAUCAAUUGCCUACACUUUGACCUCCAACAUUCCUGAAAUCUCACCUUUCCUAUUCUUCAUCAUUUUCAAUGUUCCCUUACCUUUGGGCACUGUUACUAUUCUUUGCAUCGAUCUUGGUACUGACAUGGUUCCUGCCAUCUCAUUAGCUUAUGAGCAAGCCGAAAGUGAUAUUAUGAAACGACAGCCCAGAAAUCCCAAGAAAGAUAAAUUAGUCAAUGAACGUCUCAUCUCCAUGGCUUAUGGUCAGAUUGGUUUCAUUCAAGCGGCUGCCGGUUUCUUUACCUAUUUUGUUAUUAUGGCGGAAAAUGGAUUCUUGCCAUCUUUUCUUUUUGGCCUUCGAAACGAUUGGGACUCAAAGGCCAUUAAUGAUUUACAAGAUUCUUACGGACAAGAAUGGACUUACAAAAAUCGUAAAGUUUUAGAAUUCACUUGUCAUACUGCAUUUUUCAUCGCCAUCGUUAUUGUCCAAUGGGCCGAUCUGAUUGUAUGUAAAACCAGAAGAAAUUCACUUGUUCACCAAGGAAUGAGAAAUCAUGCUCUUAAUUUUGGAUUGCUUUUUGAAACUGCUUUGGCCGCUCUUCUCUCUUAUACUCCAGGAAUGUCAGUCGUUCUUAAAUUGUAUCCAAUUAAGUUAUCAUGGUGGUUCCCAGCGAUGCCAUUCUCCUUACUAAUUUUCAUCUACGAUGAAGCUCGUCGUUUCAUCAUUAGACGCUGUCCAGGCGGUUGGGUUGAAAUAGAGACUUAUUACUAAAGUCAGAAAGAGAUAAUUUCUUUUUCAUCUUCACCUCUCUCUCUCACACACAUCCCUUACCCCACUCUUUUCUCCUCUUUCCGGUUCCACUUCCUUCUAUAUCCUUUCAGACUUUUUCCUCUCUCUGUUUCUGACUUAAUUGUUUACGAACUCUCUCAUACUCACAAUCAACUCAACUCACUUCAUUUACUCAUUAUCUCAUUUGUUUGUUAAUAUUUUUAUUUGUUAUUUUUAUUUUGAUUUGUUUCAUUCUCAUUUUUGUUUUUAUUGUUUUUUUAUUUGUUAUUUAUUUGUUAUUUUUUUUUGUUCUUGAUUUUUUUAAAACAAAAAUCUCCCUUUAAUCAGAUUGAGAAAUUAAUUAAUUAAUGUAAAACUAAUAGGGGUUCCUAAUAAUUGCAUAAUAUUAUUUUAAACAUGAUUAUUAAUCGUCAUCAUCUUCAUCAUAAGUUGUUACAAAUUCAAUUUUAGCUAAUUUACCAAACAAAAUACAUAACAAACCAACACCAAAAAAAACCAAAUCAAUGAAUGGAAAAUGAAUUGCGAUUUAAUUAAUCAAUUAAAAUCUUUUAGGACCUUCCAAGUUUCUUAAAAGUAAUUUAAUUUUAUUCAUUCAAUAAUCACAAUUAUCCCCUUCAUCUUUGUUGACAAUUAAAUCAACUAAAAAUCAAGACUUGGGAUCAAUCAAACUUUCAAAAAUUCAGCGAUUUGGUUUCUCACAAUGAUCAACCAACAAUUAACCGUAACAACUAUUGACAAAGCUCACAAUCCACCACCAGCAACCUGUUCCCACCCUGAAGCAAAAGUCCUGACGAAGGAGGGAAAACGAUUGACCCAAAAUCAAUUGAACAAUUAAUCAAUUAAUCAAGAAAGGACAAAAAUAGUCUGAGAGGGAAAUCUAUUCCCACCUCUGAAAACCCACCACUGGACAAGAAGGCAAAACCAUAACACCAAUAACAUUUCCCACUCCAAGUUCAAUCACCACCUCGACCUUAACCUCAACCUUAACCUUUUCACUUUCACUGCGACAAGAAAACAAAAAGACAAAAAAACUAGGAUUUAUAAAUUUUUUCCCGCUCAUAGAUAAUUUAGAGAAAGAAACAAUUAAGAAGAUGGUGAUUAAUUAACCAAAUCUCAAUCAAUUGGACAUUCUAAAAGAAAA
Molecule: messenger RNA, 4358 nt
Organism: Panonychus citri (citrus red mite)
Lineage: Eukaryota; Metazoa; Arthropoda; Arachnida; Trombidiformes; Tetranychidae
Product: sodium/potassium-transporting ATPase subunit alpha-like
Exons: 7
Coding region: 167-3199 (1010 amino acids)
Biological process (GO): potassium ion import across plasma membrane; proton transmembrane transport; intracellular sodium ion homeostasis
Cellular component (GO): membrane
Molecular function (GO): P-type sodium:potassium-exchanging transporter activity; ATP hydrolysis activity; ATP binding
Source: RefSeq, a predicted model, not a curated record